This is a messenger RNA of Durio zibethinus, 2478 nucleotides long. The record is from RefSeq and is a predicted model, not a curated record. Lineage: Eukaryota; Viridiplantae; Streptophyta; Magnoliopsida; Malvales; Malvaceae.
GGUUUUUUUCUUAAAGAAGUUAGACACUUAGAAAUAAUAACGAAACACAUCCACCAUCAUAAUUCAGCAUUGAUCAAAAUAAUAACAAUAAAGAAAGUUUCGAUGAUGGAACAAACGCAAAAGAACGAGACAAUAGAGGAAGUUUCAGAGAUGCAACAUUCAGCAUCUCAAAACAAAGAGGCAAAGCAAGCUGCUUCACCCAUGGUCAUGGAGCUAUCCGAAAGACUGUUCAAGUAUGCCAUGAAAAACCAGUGGGAUGAAGUGUUGGAUGCCUAUAAGGAGAAGCCUGAGAGUCGUAAGGCCAAGAUCACAGAAGUCGAAGACACUGCUUUGCAUUUAGCAGUCUCCGGUGGGAAGUUUGUCAUCGUAAAAAAAAUGGUGGAUACCUUGGAAAACAAUGCUUCAGAUGUUUUGAAAACAAAGAACAAGAGAGGAAAUACGCCACUUCACAUAGCAGCAGCACUGGGCAAUGCACGGAUGUGCCAUUGCAUAGCUUCAAAAGAUCCUAAUCUCAUUGCUGAAAAAAACGUAAAGAAUGAAACCCCAUUGUACUUGGCAGCUAAAUUUGGCCAUAAAGAUGCUUUCCUCUGCCUCUAUUUUUGCUACGAAGGAAACCCCGGGGAUCUAUGCAGCAGGGCUGAAAGUGGCGAUACCAUUCUUCAUGCUGCCAUUACUGGAGAACACUUUGAUUUGGCAUUUCAAAUCAUAUGCAAAUACCCAGAGCUCGUGAAUUUUGUCAAUGAAAAUGGUUCAUCUCCUCUCCAUGUUCUGGCCACCAAGACUAAUGCAUUUAAAAGUGGCAGUCGUCUUGGGUUGUUUGAUCGGAUCCUCUACCGCUGUAUAAUAGUGGAUGAGAUGAAGGACAAAAAAUAUGACAGUGCAGAUUACCUGAAAAUGUUUGAAGAAAAUGAUAGUGGUGGUCAUGGUCCUUGGUUCCCCCCAAACUACGAAGCCUGCGUGAGCUUCUACCGAAUGUUUUCUGGUGUGGCUUGUUUCGGCAUGCCAAGUGAAUCUUCAUCAUCUCAAACAAAGCCAGAAUCAAGUACUACAAAUGGUGCUGUGAAAGUUUCAUCAGAUACAGGGAGUGGUACUAGUCCAAAGGUAAAGGAAGACAGCGAAGAGCAUAAACAACACUAUCUUCCAGCCAAUUAUGCCACACUUAUACAGUUUUUCAAGUUUUUGAUGAAAUUCCUGAUGGUCGUUUUGGGACUUGGCUUUCAAAGGAUAAGAAAGAUAACAACAAAGAAGCAGAGACACACAUGGGCAUCUCAGGUGAUGGAUAAGUUGAUUGAGAAUGCUUCUAUGUAUAAGUAUUCUGGAGGAAAGACUGGCACUGGCAAAAGCGAAAUGACUGAACACUUUCCCUUUAUUCCAAGCCUGAUGACGAGCUCAUCUCAUGAGGAUUCCUCAAAAAAGGAAAAGAAUGAUGGAAUGGUGGAGAAAUUUCUUGGAGAAUACCAUAUUACAGGCAGUGUUGAUUCGAAGACUUCAAAGCAUGCUGUGCAGAUGAAAUUCGAAAAGAAAGGAGCUAGUGAAUCAACCAGAGCGGAUACUCCUAGUCCUAUACUAAUAGCAGCAAGUAAAGGGAUAACCGAAAUGGUAGACAAAAUUUUGGAAAAAUUUCCUGUUGCAAUCCAGGACGUGGAUGCCCAAAACAAAAAUGUCUUGCUCUUAGCAGUAGAGCAUAGACAAGCUCAUAUUUUCCAAUUCCUAAUAGAAAGAGAAACUUUCCAUGAAAGUGUUUUUCGCCAUUGGGACAACCAAGGAAACAAUGCAUUGCAUCUUGCUGCAACGUAUGGACAUUAUCGACCCUGGCUUAUUCCAGGAUAUGCAUUGCAGAUGCAAUGGGAACGCAAAUGGUACAAGUUUGUCAAGAAAUCCAUGGAAAAACAUCUUCUUGUUCAUCACAACAAUAAAGGUCAAACCCCAAAACAGAUCUUCACAGAAACGCACAAAGCCCUUGUAAAAGAUGGCAGUGAAUGGCUCACCAAAACCUCGGAAUCAUGCUCCGUCGUUGCAGCACUGAUUGCAACGGUAGCAUUUGCCACUGCAGCAAGCAUUCCAGGAGGUACCAGUCAAGAUACUGGUAAACCAGUUUUAAGAGAUGAGCCUGCAUUUGUUGUCUUCGUAAUCACAUCUCUUGUUGCUCUUUGCUUCUCCAUUACAGCCUUAGUCUUUUUCCUGGCGAUUCUCACAUCUCGAUUCGAAGAGAAAGAUUUUGCUAUGAAACUGCCUAGAAAACUUAUUCUGGGUUUGACAUCUUUAUUCACAUCUAUAGCUGCAAUGCUGUUCUCCUUUUGUGCAGGGCAUUUCUUCGAACUCGGAGAUAAAUUAAAAUUUGCAGCAUUACCAAUAUACACAGCAACAUGCUUGCCUAUUUCCUUCUUUGCUCUUGCACAACUACCACUCUACUUUGAUCUUUUAAAGGCUAUCUUCAAAAAAGUGCCACAACGCAGCUACAAGGAAUUUGCUUGCUAA